ACGUAACGUUUGUCUCUCCAUUCAUGUAGUUUACUUCCUGUCCAUGUGGUGCGUGUGUGAAGAGUGGAUACUUACCAUUUUUAUUUUGGAUUGAACUGAUUUACACAUUUGAAACGUCUUCGAUAGUUGAGUCGGAUCACAGAUCAAUAUGGGCCCGGCUUCCAAAAAGAACAAGAAAAAGAAGCCUAGCUUCAGAAAAUUACUGAAAACCAGCAAUCUGAAGCUAGAAAACAAGCUGAAGAAUCGGCAGUUUAAGCAACAGAGCUCAGCUAAGAAACAACGCAAAGAACAGAGGAAACUUCGGCAAGCCAUUACAGAUGUCUCCCAUAAGACCCUCAAACCCCUGGAGCGCUAUAAGAAGAAACCAGAGGGGGAAGAAGAGGAGGACGAGGAGGAGUUCCUGGAGUCUCUGCCCGUAGACAUGAUGGAUGAGGAUGACCUCGAACAGAUCAAAGCCAUGGCAAAGAAAGCUUCCUUUCUGACUCGAGACAUCUCAUCCUGCGCUCCAGUACAUGCCAAAAAGCGCAAGUCCGAGCAGCCGGUGGAGCAGUAUGAGAAGAUGCCCAGGAAGAUGCAGCAGGAGGAAGAGAAAGAGCUCAUUCAUCUGCUGCCCAUCAAAGACAAGCGCGGCCUGAUCCCUCAGACCAUGGAGAAACCCGUUGUGCCGGAGGCAGAGGAAGAGGAGGAACCAAUCGACCAGUUAAUAAAAGAGGAGGAACCCGAGAGCGUUCCACUGUUAACUCCUCGGGAGCAGCUAGAGCUUCGCACUCAGAGACUGACGGAGAAGAAACUGCGCAUCGCAAGUCUGUCGUCUGCGAUACUCGCAGAUCCACAUGUCAAUAUCAAGAGGCUGAAGGAGUUGAGGGCCAUGCUGAUGGAGACGGACCCAUGCGUCGCCGUCACGGUCAGAAAGCUAGUCAUGGUGUCCCUCCUGGAGGUGUUUAAGGACGUUGUGCCGUCAUAUCGAAUCCGACCGCUGACGGAAGAGGAGAAAGCCACAAAGGUGAAAAAAGAGACGCUGCAGCUGAGGGAGUUCGAGGAGGGUCUCGUCAGCCAGUAUAAGUUUUACUUGGAAGAUCUGGAACAGACAGUCAAAGACUGGAAGCAGAAGAAGCAGAAGAGAAGUCAGGCCGUGUCUCUUCAGAGUUAUAAAGGUCUUGCUGAAGUGGCCAUCAGGUGCAUCUGUGAUCUCCUGGUAGCUCUGCCACACUUCAAUUUCCACAACAACAUCGUAGUCAUGGUGGUGCCUCUGAUGAGCGACCCCGUCAGGAAGGUGUCUGAGAUGUGUUGUGAAGCCGUCGGCAAACUGCUGAAGCAGGAUAAAAUGGGUCAGGCCUCAUUAGCGGUGGUGAAGGUCAUCUCAGGCGUGGUCAAGGGCAGGAACUACAACGUCAAACCUCAGGUGCUGAACUGUCUUCUCUGUCUGAGAAUAAAAGAAGUGGAAAUGAAGAAAGAUACAGAUGAUACUGCGCCAAAAAAGAAGUUCAUGUCCUUCAAGGAGAAGCGGACAAAUUUGUCCAGAAUGCAGCGGAAGUGGAAGAAGGCAGAGGAGAAGCUACAGAAAGAGCUACUAGAAGCUGAGGCAUCAGACAGCAAGGAGAAGAAAAUCAAACUGCACACAGAGACGCUGAACAUUGUGUUCCUCAUCUACUUCAGAAUACUGAAGAAAGCUCGGAAGUCCAUCUUACUGUCCUCCGUUUUAGAAGGUCUCGCAAAGUUUGCUCAUUUGAUAAACCUGGAGUUCUUCGAUGAUUUGUUGGCGGUGCUGUACGGCCUCAUCACAUCAGGUGAUCUGACGUAUCGCGAGAGCCUUCACUGCAUCCUCACAUCCUUCCACAUCCUCUCAGGACAAGGUGACGUCCUCAACAUCGACCCUUUGAAAUUCUACAACCACUUAUACAAAACGCUGCUGACGCUGCACGCAGGAGGAACGAACGAGAACACGGCGAUCGUGCUGCAGUGUCUGGACGUCAUGCUGACCAAACGCAGGAAGCAGGUGACUCUGCAGAGGGCACAGGGCUUCCUGAAGAGACUGAGCACGCUCAGUCUGCACCUGCUGCCUGACUCCAGUGUGGGCAUCCUCGCGGCCAACAGGACGCUGAUGCAUACCUUCCCUAAGUGCGACAUCCUGCUGGAUAAUGAAAUGCAGGGCAGUGGUGUGUAUCUGCCAGAGCUGGAUGUGCCUGAGUACUGCAACCCUCAGAACACGUCACUGUGGGAGCUUCACUUACUCAAGAGACACUAUCACCCUAUGGUGAGGAAGUUUGCAGCUCAUCUGAUGAAAGGCGCCCCUAGUGAAGGGUCAGGGGCUCUCAGCAUGGAGCUCAGCAGAAGGACUCCAGUGCAGCUGUUUGAAGACUACAGUGUUAAAGACAUGAGCUUCAACCCUCCUGUUGCAGGACCGCCCUCAAAGAAAAAGGAACAUUUCACAAUCGGUGAAGCAUUUUUAGAUUCUGAGCUGAAGCCGCUGAUCGAUGCUGCUCUUCAAAACGAGAGCGAGCAGACGAGUCUAGACUUCACGUCACAACACACACAGCAGGAAACAUGAAUGACUAAAUUAAGAGCUGAAAAGCUGUUUUGUAUCCGUUUGUGUAAAAAUAAAUGCUCCAAGAUAGCAGCAGAGUCUUUGAGUUUAUCAUGGGCACUGAUGGAAAAGUAGCAGUUUCACCAAACAUGGAUUUUUCAACACUAUUUAU
Molecule: messenger RNA, 2696 nt
Organism: Onychostoma macrolepis
Lineage: Eukaryota; Metazoa; Chordata; Actinopteri; Cypriniformes; Cyprinidae
Gene: noc3l
Product: NOC3-like DNA replication regulator
Exons: 21
Coding region: 149-2548 (799 amino acids)
Biological process (GO): DNA replication initiation
Cellular component (GO): nucleolus
Molecular function (GO): chromatin binding
Source: RefSeq, a predicted model, not a curated record